UUGGAUUCAGUUUCAAAACGGUCGCCAGCGAACUCAUAUCGCGAGUAACGGAUAAUAAAAACGGAUAACGAACAAUAACGGAUAACGAAUAAAUAACGGGCUAAACGAAACGAUGAGUCGACAAAGUAGAGGACAGCCAACGUCCUCGAGAAAUUCCGCUAUAUACGAGGAUUCUGACUCUUUUAAGUAUGUCGAUAUAAGGGAUAUUGCAGAAAGACAGAGAAAAAUUCAAAGAAUGUCCAUGAGAAAUUCUGCUCUGUUCGACGAUUCAAAUGCAAUAAUGAUGCCGGAGGCUCAGCCUUUGCAGAGAAUGUCUAUGGUGGAGAAGCCCCAGCGAGUGGAGCCCCAGCCCGAAAGGAUACACAAGAGUCAUAGUUGCACCGACGUUCAUUGUCUGCUGUUGUUCGCAUGUGCUGUAGUAGCCUGGUUCUAUAUAGCCCAUUAUGCUUUGACCAAUGGGGAUCUGAACAAGGUGCUUAUACCCACAGACUCGAACAAUCGUAAAUGUGGUUAUGAUUCUGGAGUGAAAAAUAAACCCUAUUUAUUUUUCUUCGAUCUGCUUAAAUGUGCCGAUGCCAUGACCCCAUUGACGGGAUGCCAGACCAAACAGAUAUGUGUGGAAAAAUGUCCCGAACAAACUUUCUACUGGCAGGGUAAUGAGAAAGCCCAAGAUUUAGAGGGAAUCAAGCAGCAAAUAAUCUGUGAGGAUGGAGUGGAUGUAAAUGCCUUCAGACGAAUCGAAGACGUGUCUCGAGCAAUUGACGACGGCCGCUGCAGUGGGUCGUAUUUUGAAAGUCAACCUAUAUUCAAUCGUUGUGUACCAUUUCCCCGUGAGGAACUUUGCAGCUUGGUACCGGACGCAAUAAGAGAAAGAAAGCGUAGGGAACUAGCUGCAAAAAUAACUGCUAACCCUAAUGGACAUGAACUGCAAUCAAUGGCCCUAGUGGGUUUGGAGGAUAUUAAAAAAAACUUUUUUUUGUUUAAAAAUUCCACUAAAGCCUUUUGCGCUGAAAACAACAAAAAAAUCAUGCUGCUGAAGAACAAAGCCGAGGAUGCCAAUACCGGACUGACUAGAAUAAUCGCAGCCAUAUUAUCGAAAUUCACCAACGAGAACAGUGAGAAUGUGGCCGAAUAUAUAAAAAAAGAUCUGAAGGCUUCGUGGAAAGUCGUUGCUAUAGCAUUUAUACUUCACAUCGUUAUUGUUUUGAUAUUUAUAACGCUAUUGAGAUGGGUGGCCAAGCCCCUUAUAUGGAUUUCAAUUUGUGGUGUAAUUGUAGGGCUGGUUAUGAUGUUACUGCACAGCAUGCAACAAUAUAUGUUCUUUCGUAAUUCACCCCAAACUCCGCUGCACCACUGGCAUUUGAAGGCCCAACUGGAGAAUAUAUUGAAAAAUGAUCAAUUCUGGCUGUACCUUUCGGUGGUAACGGGAGCCAUACUCACCAUUAUUGUGCUAAUAGUUAUUGUGAUAAGGAAACGCAUUAGCAUUGCCAUAGCCAUUGUAAAAGAGGCCAGUAAAGCUAUAACCUCCAUUAAAUCAUCGAUUUUCUUUCCCCUCUUCCCCGGAUUCCUAUACAUUAUCGUUACCCUAAUGGCUGGAGUAGUCUUCCUGUACUUGGGCUCGGUGGGAUCUUUGACAUACCGCAAGUACAAUCAAUUCGAGGCCUCCAUUGGCUCGCGUGAAACCUGCACCUGCACCGGGGAAGCUUUGAACUACACAUUGGGCGGCAUUUGUGAUCCUGUAAUUUUCGAAUCGAAUUGUUUCAUCAGUGGCACCCGUAAGCCAUGCUUGGAGACGGUUUGUCGUUUUGUGGAGAUAAAACAUAAUGCGACUACCCAAUGGUACAUAUACUUCAAUGUGUUUGUCUUCUUUUGGGUAACGUUUUUCAUAGCGGCCUAUGGCGAAAUGGUGUUGGCCUCCACUUUUGCCAUGUGGUAUUGGACAUUCGACAAGAAGGAUCUCACCUCAACACCUCUGCUAAAGGCCAUGGGUCGAACCACUAUAUAUCACUUGGGUACCAUUGCUUUUGGUUCGCUCAUUUUAUCCAUAUGCCGCAUGAUACGUUGGAUCCUCGAACUCAUGGAGAAGAAGCUAAAACUGUAUGACAACGCUGUGGUUAAAGCCAUUCUCUGCUGCAUGAAAUGCUUCUUUUGGCUAUUAGAGAACUUUCUGCGUUUUCUCAAUCGAAACGCCUAUAUCAUGUGUGCCGUCCACAGCACAAGUUUUUGCGCCAGUUCCCGCAAAGCCUUCGCCCUGAUAACACAAAAUAUUCUGCGGGUAUUUGCAAUUGACAAUGUUUCGAAUUUUCUCUUUUUCCUCUCUAAGCUUCUACUCACUGGCUGUACAUCCUUUAUCACAUAUCUGUUGUUGAUUACAUAUCCUGGCGUCAUACCCAUCACCUUUCCUUUGGUUCCGGUAUCCUUGGUAGCCAUUUUGGGUUAUGUGUUGGCAGAUGUUAUUUUUAGCACCUAUUCGAUGGCCGUUGAUACUUUAUUCUUUUGUUUCUUGGAGGAUUCCAGUGAAAAUGAUGGUUCCACUGCGAAACCAUUCUACAUGUCCAAAGAACUUAGAAGGCUUUUGGGUAAGAAGAUCCAAAAGAAGAAGACAAUGCAAUGAAAGAAAUUAUGCUAUGGUGACUCUUAAACCAACAAAAGAUAAGUUUCAUUUAUUUACCCAAAUACUAGUAAAAAUAAGGUUAAAAUGUUACAUAAAUUAAUUAAAUGCAUAUUAUUAUUAUUAUUAAAAUAACAUCUUUUAUGCUGAAAUAAAAUUUUUUUAACGUACCCAAA
Molecule: messenger RNA, 2787 nt
Organism: Stomoxys calcitrans (stable fly)
Lineage: Eukaryota; Metazoa; Arthropoda; Insecta; Diptera; Muscidae
Product: choline transporter-like 2
Exons: 1
Coding region: 113-2614 (833 amino acids)
Biological process (GO): transmembrane transport
Cellular component (GO): membrane
Molecular function (GO): transmembrane transporter activity
Source: RefSeq, a predicted model, not a curated record